AGAGAGAAACUGGGCUCGAUCCGUCCAUUGCGUUCGGGUUUGGUUUCGUUCAGUGGCCACACGCGCAGCUUGCGAGAGGUAUGAGAAAAUUUUUGUGCGCUUUUUCGACGACUUUGAUUUCUCCGUCCUCGGCUAGCCCACGAGCAUCAUGUUUGUGAUUGACUGCACCCAAAAGCACUUUGGCGGCGAUGAAUGCGAGCUCUUGCAUUCGGUCGAUAUCGACGACGUCAAAGGGUUCCCAUGCGCUGUGUCCAAGGACAGCGUGCUCUACGGCGUGAAAGUGAUUCCAUUGCAGACCGAGUAUCCGCUGGACGACAAACACCCAGCUCUGAUGGAGGCCAGGGUGCUCAAGGAGCUCACCCAGAGCAAAUGCACCCCGCAUAUCACCCGAUAUAUCUCGGAUCAUGUCGUCAAGAACAGCAGCAAGGCCCUCACCUGCUUCCCGCUAAAGUUCCUCAAAAACGUCAUCUACCACAAAUGCCAGGUGCUGCAGAGCGAAUUCAUCGAGAAUGGCAGUCUCGAGGACAACCACCACGAGAUCGGAGAGGCCGAGUGGCGCUAUAUCAUCUUUGCCGUCGUCUGGUCGCUCUACGUUCUCCAGGAGAAAUACAAGUUCAUCCACUACGAUCUGCAUUAUGGGAACAUCCUGCUGGACACGACCGAUUCGAAGGGCAUCACUUACACCCAUGGUGACUUUCGCUUCUUUUGUGAUCCACCCGGCGGCCUCAUGCCCAAGCUGUGGGAUUUUGAGUUCACGGAGCUCCAUUCACUCGGCUGGAAAAACCCAUUCAACCAGCGACUCGAUGGAGUCGCCCCGGUCGGCCAGUUCGAUCCGCGCCUGGAUCUCCACUUCUUCAUCAACUCGCUCGGCGAGCUCAGCGAUAUGCCGCAGGUCAUCCAAGACUUUGUCUUCAGCCUGUACCCGUCGGAAGAGGCAGACCUACUCGACGACAAUGACAGUGGCGAUGAUGCCUUCAGCGAGGUGUCGUCGUGCAGUGGGUCCAGCCAGUGCAGCCAGUGCAGCAGCUGCGGGGUGACCAACGCCUAUCUCUACCACGGUCAUAUCCGGAAAGAGGCACUCGACCUCUUCGGAGACAUCAUGUGGACACCGGAGCAGCUCUUGAGACACAGCUUCUUUGAUAUCUAUCGAUUGCCAUGAGCCAUGGUGGCAAAGGAUCGCACAAUCCCGUCAAUCUCUGGGUCGCGCUCGAGUAUACCACGGAUGCGCUGGAAGGAGUGCUCGAGGACCGACGGGUUCUGGCUGAAUGCGGAUGUGAGCUUGCUGAACAUGGCGUUGAUGUCUUGGGGCUGCAGAUCGGGGGUUGACUUGGUGUCCGGUUGGACCAUAUCGAUGAUUGUACUCAGCUCGCGGGUGUCUUCCUCAGUGAGCAGGUCGUUGAUGCGCUGCGAGAGAUUGCUGAAGUUGGGGCUGCACACAAAGCUCCCCAGGGCAUUGGUCAUAUUGGCCAUCAUUUCGUUUUGCGUUGCGAGCUGGUUGAGCUCCUCUGGUGGCUCGGCGCUCAGGAAGAUAUCGACUCCCUUGCAGAACCCCUGCAUCUCCUCGAGGAUAGCCCGUC
Polychytrium aggregatum is the source of this 1577-nucleotide messenger RNA. RefSeq lists its product as uncharacterized. The record is from RefSeq and is a predicted model, not a curated record. Gene Ontology annotation, cellular component: cytoplasm; nucleus. Gene Ontology annotation, molecular function: ATP binding; histone H3T3 kinase activity. The transcript is spliced from 2 exons. Gene Ontology annotation, biological process: protein phosphorylation; mitotic cell cycle; intracellular signal transduction. NCBI's taxonomy places the organism in Eukaryota, Fungi, Chytridiomycota, Chytridiomycetes, Polychytriales. The coding region runs from base 149 to 1159 and encodes 336 amino acids.